Hipposideros armiger (great roundleaf bat) is the source of this 7445-nucleotide messenger RNA. It is a transcript of the gene MAP3K1, whose product is annotated as mitogen-activated protein kinase kinase kinase 1. NCBI's taxonomy places the organism in Eukaryota, Metazoa, Chordata, Mammalia, Chiroptera, Hipposideridae. The transcript has 20 exons. Gene Ontology annotation, biological process: protein phosphorylation. Gene Ontology annotation, molecular function: zinc ion binding; protein kinase activity; ATP binding. The coding region runs from base 436 to 4962 and encodes 1508 amino acids. The record is from RefSeq and is a predicted model, not a curated record.
CUCCUGUUGGGCGAGCCCGGCCGAGCCGGCCGAGAUUGCGGCGAAGAGGACGCGGCGCGCUGCAGCCGCCGAGGCUCCUCCUCUCGCCGGUGCAACCCGGGACUACCUGGCGGCGUGGCACGGGCAGUGCUCAAGGUCCGGGGUGCCCCCACGGCGGCCACGUCCGAGCCCACCUCACUGGCCCGCGCGCAAAGCCCAGCGGACAGCCCGUUCCCUCCACCUGCGACCGGGGGCCCCACAGCACCCCCAGCCGAGCCGGGUGCGCCCGCCCGUCGGUCCAGGCCAGGCGCACCCCGCGGGCCACGCUCACGCAGUUGGCGCAGGCGGCCCUACGCUAGCGGCGUAGCGCCCGCCCGCCCGUCCGCCCGCCCCCUGCACUCUCCCCGCCCCCUCCCUCCCUCGCAGGGGCCCAGCGAAUGUAGCCCGCGAGAGAAAAUGGCGGCGGCGGCGGGGAAUCGCGCCUCGUCGUCGGGAUUCCCGGGCGCCGGGGUGGCGAGCCCCGAGGCGGGCGACAGCGGAGGGUCCCCUAAGGCAAGCAGCGUGCCUGUGGCAGCCGCGGGGCUGCUGCGGGAGGCGGGCAGCGGGGGCCGCGAACGGACGGACUGGCGGCGGCGGCAGCUGCGCAAAGUGCGGAGUGUAGAGCUGGACCAGCUGCCGGAGCCGCCGCUCUUCCUCGCCGCCUCGCCGCUGUCCUCUUCCACUUCCCCGUCGCCGGAGCCCACGGACGCGGCGGCGAGCGGGAUUGGUUUCCAGCCUGUGGCGGUGCUACCGCCCCACGGAGCUCCGAGCCGCAGCGGCGCCCACCCUUCCGACUCGGCGGUCGCAUCGGACAGCGGCGCCCCGAGCCCCACGGGGGCCGAGCCCGGAGAGAAGCGGACGCCCGCCACCGAGCCGCCUCCUGCAGCGGCCCCCGCCGGUCGUGAGAUGGAGAAUAAAGAAACUCUCAAGGGGUUGCACAAGAUGGACGAUCGCCCAGAAGAACGAAUGAUCAGGGAGAAACUGAAGGCAACCUGCAUGCCAGCCUGGAAGCACGAAUGGCUGGAAAGGAGAAACAGGAGAGGCCCUGUGGUGGUAAAACCAAUCCCAAUUAAAGGAGAUGGAUCUGAAAUUAAUAACCUGGCAACUGAGUCUCAAGGAGAGGGCCAGGCAAGCACCACUUCACCAGCUCCUAAAGGCCGACGCAGUCCUUCCCCGGGCAGCUCCCCAUCAGGUCGAACAGUGAAAUCAGAAUCUCCAGGAGUAAGGAGAAAAAGAGUUUCCCCAGUGCCUUUUCAGAGUGGGAGAAUCACACCACCUCGAAGAGCCCCCUCACCAGAUGGCUUCUCACCAUAUAGCCCUGAGGAAACAAACCGCCGUGUAAACAAAGUGAUGCGGGCCAGGCUGUACUUAUUGCAGCAAAUAGGACCCAACUCUUUCCUGAUUGGAGGAGACAGUCCAGACAAUAAAUACCGAGUGUUUAUUGGGCCUCAGAAUUGCAGCUGUGGGCGUGGAACAUUUUGUAUUCAUCUGUUAUUUGUUAUGCUCCGGGUGUUUCAAUUAGAACCUUCGGACCCAAUGUUAUGGAGAAAAACUUUAAAGAAUUUUGAGGUUGAGAGUUUGUUCCAGAAAUAUCACAGUAGGCGUAGCUCAAGGAUCAAAGCUCCAUCUCGUAACACCAUCCAGAAGUUUGUUUCACGCAUGUCAAAUUCUCAUACAUUGUCAUCAUCUAGUACUUCUACAUCUAGUUCAGAAAACAGUAUAAAAGAUGAAGAGGAACAGAUGUGUCCUAUUUGCUUAUUGGGCAUGCUUGAUGAAGAAAGUCUUACAGUGUGUGAAGAUGGCUGCAGGAACAAGCUGCACCACCACUGCAUGUCCAUUUGGGCAGAAGAAUGUAGAAGAAAUAGAGAACCUUUAAUAUGUCCCCUUUGUAGGUCUAAGUGGAGAUCCCAUGAUUUCUACAGUCACGAGUUGUCAAGCCCUGUGGAUUCCCCUUCUUCCCUGCGAGCUGCACAGCAGCAAACUGUACAGCAGCAGCCUUUGGCUGGACCACAACGAAGGAAUCAGGAGAGCAAUUUUAACCUUACUCAUUACGGAACUCAGCAGAUUCCUCCUGCUUAUAAAGAUUUAGCUGAGCCAUGGAUUCAGGUAUUUGGAAUGGAACUCGUUGGCUGCUUAUUUUCUAGAAACUGGAAUGUAAGAGAGAUGGCUCUCAGACGUCUUUCCCAUGAUGUUAGUGGGGCUCUGCUAUUGGCAAAUGGGGAGAGCACUGGAAAUUCUGGAAGCAAUGGUGGAAGCAGUUCGAGUGCUGGAGCCGCCAGUGGGUCUUCCCAGACCAGUAUCUCAGGAGAUGUGGUGGAAGCGUGCUGCAACGUGUUGUCAAUGGUCUGUGCUGACCCUGUCUACAAAGUGUACGUUGCUGCUUUAAAAACGUUAAGAGCCAUGCUAGUAUAUACUCCUUGCCAUAGUUUGGCAGAAAGAAUCAAACUGCAGAGACUUCUCCGGCCAGUUGUAGAUACCAUCCUAGUCAAGUGCGCAGACGCCAAUAGUCGUACAAGUCAGCUGUCUAUAUCAACACUAUUGGAAUUGUGCAAAGGCCAAGCAGGAGAAUUGGCAGUUGGCAGAGAAAUACUUAAAGCUGGAUCCAUUGGUAUUGGUGGUGUUGAUUAUGUCUUAAAUUGUAUUCUUGGAAACCAAAUGGAAUCAAACAACUGGCAAGAACUCCUGGGCCGCCUUUGUCUUAUAGAUAGACUGCUGUUGGAAUUUCCUGCUGAAUUUUACCCUCAUAUUGUCAGUACUGAUGUUUCACAAGCUGAGCCUGUUGAAGUCAGGUAUAAGAAGCUGCUGUCCCUCUUAACCUUUGCUUUGCAGUCCAUUGAUAAUUCCCACUCAAUGGUUGGUAAACUCUCCCGAAGGAUAUAUUUGAGUUCUGCGAGAAUGGUUACUGCCGUACCCCAUGUAUUUUCAAAACUGUUAGAAAUGCUGAAUGUUUCCAGUUCCACUCAUUUUACCAGGAUGCGUCGUCGUUUGAUGGCUAUUGCAGAUGAGGUGGAAAUUGCUGAAGCCAUCCAGCUGGGCAUAGAAGACACUUUGGAUGGUCGACAUGACAGCUUUUUGCAGGCUUCUGUCCCUAACAGCUAUCCAGAAACUAUGGAGAACAGUUCUCUUGAGUGCACAGAUCAUUCAGAAAAAAAUGGAAAAGGAUUGUGUGCUACAAAAUUGAGUGCCAGUUCAGAGGACAUUUCUGACAGACUGGCCAACAUUUCGGUAGGACUUUCUAGUUCAACAACGAUGGAGCAACCAAAGCCAAUGGUUCAAACAAAAGGCAGACCCCACAGUCAGUGUUUGAACUCCUCUCCUUUAUCUCAUCAUUCCCAGUUAAUGUUCCCAGCCUUGUCAACCCCUUCUUCAUCUGCCCCAUCUGUAUCAGCUGGAACCGCAACAGAUGUCUCUAAGCAUAGACCUCAGGGAUUCAUUCCCUGCAAAAUACCAUCGGCAUCUCCUCAAACACAGCGCAAGUUUUCCCUACAGUUCCAGAGAAACUGUUCUGAAAACAAAGACUCAAAUAAACUUUCCCCAAUCUUUACUCAGUCAAGACCCCUGCCUUCCAGUAAUAUACACAGGCCAAAGCCAUCUCGACCUACCCCAGGUAAUACAAGUAAACAGGGAGAUGCCUCAAAAAAUAGCAUGACACUUGAUCUGAACAGUACUUCCAAAUGUGAUGACAGCUUUGGCAGUAGCAGCAAUAGUACUAAUGCUGUUAUACCUAGUGAUGAGACAGUGUUCACCCCUGUAGAGGAAAAAUGCAGAUUAGAUGUCAAUACAGAGCUCAACUCCAGUAUUGAGGACCUUCUUGAAGCGUCUAUGCCUUCAAGUGAUGCAACAGUCACUUUUAAAUCAGAAGUUGCUGUCCUCUCUCCUGAAAAGGAUGAAAAUGAUGAUACCUACAAAGAUGAUGUGAAUCAUAAUCAAAAGUGCAAAGAAAAAAUGGAAGCUGAAGAAGAAGAAGCUUUAGCAAUUGCCAUGGCAAUGUCAGCAUCUCAGGAUGCCCUCCCCGCAGUUCCUCAACUACAGGUUGAAAAUGGAGAAGAUAUCAUCAUCAUUCAACAGGAUACACCAGAGACUCUACCAGGACAUACCAAAGCAAAACAACCUUAUAGAGAAGACACUGAAUGGCUGAAAGGUCAGCAAAUAGGCCUUGGAGCAUUUUCUUCUUGUUAUCAGGCUCAAGAUGUUGGAACUGGAACUUUAAUGGCUGUUAAACAGGUGACGUAUGUCAGAAAUACAUCCUCUGAGCAAGAAGAAGUAGUGGAAGCAUUAAGAGAGGAGAUAAGAAUGAUGAGCCAUUUGAAUCAUCCAAACAUCAUUAGGAUGUUGGGAGCCACAUGUGAGAAGAGCAAUUAUAAUCUCUUCAUCGAAUGGAUGGCAGGGGGGUCUGUAGCUCAUUUGCUCAGUAAAUAUGGAGCCUUCAAGGAAUCAGUAGUUAUUAACUAUACUGAACAAUUACUUCGUGGCCUUUCAUAUCUCCAUGAAAACCAGAUCAUUCACAGAGAUGUCAAAGGUGCCAAUUUGCUAAUUGACAGCACAGGUCACAGACUGAGAAUUGCAGAUUUUGGAGCUGCAGCCAGGUUGGCAUCAAAAGGAACUGGUGCAGGAGAGUUUCAGGGACAGUUAUUGGGGACAAUUGCAUUUAUGGCACCUGAGGUACUAAGAGGUCAGCAGUAUGGUAGGAGCUGUGAUGUAUGGAGUGUUGGCUGUGCUAUUAUAGAAAUGGCUUGUGCUAAACCACCUUGGAAUGCAGAAAAACACUCCAAUCAUCUUGCUUUGAUAUUUAAGAUUGCCAGUGCAACUACUGCUCCAUCGAUCCCUUCACAUUUAUCUCCUGGUUUACGAGAUGUGGCUCUUCGUUGUUUAGAACUUCAACCUCAGGACAGACCUCCAUCAAGAGAGCUACUGAAACAUCCAGUCUUCCGUACUACAUGGUAGCCAAUUAUACAAAUAAACUAUAAUGGAGACAGGAUGCCCAAUAAUAGAAAAAACUUUUGUGGAGAACCACAUUGAUAAUCUGCUGGCCUUCAUGCCACUGAGCAGCUAUGAACAAGACCAGUGGGGAACCCUUACCUAAGUAUGUGAUUGACAAAUCAUGAUCUGUACCUAAGCUUAGUAUGCAAAAGUCCACAAUUUGUGCAGAAACUGUAAACCGUGCCUUUCAAAGAACUGGCCCUAGGUGAACAAGAAAGCAGUGAAGUUUGCAUGACUAAUUAACAGAAGCAUAAUUUUACUAUUUUUGGAGCACUUUUUCAGCAAUAUUAGCAGCUGAGGGGCUCAGGAUAUAUUUUAAUGUUUCAAUUAUUCCUUUUCACAUCUUGAUCACAAGCAGAGGGUUCUGCAAUUCCGUUUUCUGUUUUUGGGGGGGUUUUUUUGUCACUGGCUAUAAAAAUCAGUAUCUGCCUCUUUUAGGUCAGAAUGUGCUAUGAGUAGCAGUAAAUAAAUAUAUUUUUUAAAGUUGAUAACUUUUUUAUGACCCACAGUUGACCUUUAUUUUUUUAAAUGCCUGGGCAAUUGUGGUUCAUUGUGCAUUUUACUGUUGGCCCAUUCAUUUCGUUUUUGGAAAUUAUGGUUCUGUAUUUUCAUUUCACCUUCAUUUUUGUUUAAUAUUCAGGGAAAGGUGAUCUUUUCAAACCAGAAAAAAAGAAAAUAGAACUAGGUGUGAACUAGAGCUUAUUAAUAUCUUGCUAUUGCAAGAGUUUUUUUUUAAAUACAGAAUUUUGUUUGUUUUUAAAAUUGGAAUUUAAUACUACCUUCAUUGAGUCAGUCACUGCUCUUCUUGUGCAGGUUAAAUAUAAAUUAAGUGAAACUCAACUAUUCUCUGUGAUGCAGCUCACAACCAAGAUCAAGAUUACCUUGAAAUUUAUUUGCAUUUUUUUUAAUGUAUUGGUUUCUUUUGUAGGAAACUUCACACCAUUUAAGUCUUACUCUGUAUGUAACAAUCCAUCAUUCAUCAUCACUGAUAAUAACAUGUAACUGCUAUUUUCCUUCUACCAUGCAUCAUCUCUUUACAGUAGGCCUGGCUGAUAAAUAAUUAAAGAAAAAUUAACUUAAUUACUCAACUACCAAUGAGUAAUAGUGUUUUUAAGCAAUAAAUUUGAUUUGAACUUGGAAAAUGUAUUCAAAAAGAAAAGUGAAAUUGAAUUUCAUUUACAUACUAAUUCCUUGGAGUUUGCUAAAUUAUCUAAUGGUUUUCACCUGAGUUGAAUUCUGAUGCAUGGAAUCCUAAAGGAAAAUGGCAGCUCUUUUAUCCCUUUAUUGUGAGUUUUUUAAAUCAAGUACUGAUUAAGUAUUUAAUACAACUUUUUGAGAUGUUGUUUUAACUCUUCAGAAGCCAGUUGAAAUGUUGCAGAAUGAAUAAAAUUGGUUAUUCUCAAAGACUCAGGAGAAACUAAAUAAGCUAUACAGAGUACAUUUUAAAUGUACAACACAAAUUGGAAGUAAAAUAAGUUACAAGAUAAGUUUACAGGGAUAUAUUGCAUAUAAUUUUUAAAAGGCAGUUUUUUUCUUUUUUUUUAAUGUGAAUGUGUUUCUUAGUGAAAUUUUACAUUCCUUUGUUUUGGAAGAUUGGCAAUAUUUGAAGAGUUAAAAAUAGUACCGAAAUGUGAAGUUUGGUAGCUCUAAAUGUGUUGUACUUGACUUUUUUUAUUUUCUCUCUCUUUUUGACUACUUAAGAAUUUUCACAGUUCUAAAAAGAUUGUUUCCAAGUCUCUCAUGUGCAAGCUUUAAAGGAUGCACUCUUGCCAUUUUAUGUACUGGAAGAUCAUUGGUCAGAUCAAAACUGUGUCUGACAGAAAUGUAAACUGUAUAAACUGAGGAACCUCAGCUAAUCAGUAUUACUUUGUAGAUCACCAUGCCCACCACAUUUCAAACUCAAACAUCCUCUAGAUGUCAAAAUCCAUUGUUUGAGUUUGUUUGCAGUUCCCUCAGCUUGCUGGUAAUUGUGGUGUUUUUUUUGUUUUGUUUUUAAUGCAAAUGUGAUGUAAUAUUCUUAUUUUCUUUGGAUCAAAGCUGGACUGAAAAUUGUAUUGUGUAAUUAUUUUUGUGUUCUUAAUGUUAUUUGGUACUCAAGUUGUAAAUAACGUCUACUGCUGUUUAUUCCAGUUUCUACUACCUCAGGUGUCCUAUAGAUUUUUCUUCUACCAAAGUUCACUUUCACAAUGAAAUUAUAUUUGCUGUGUGACUAUGAUUCCUAAGACUUCCAGGGCUUAAGGGCUAACUUCUAUUAGCACCUUACUGUGUAAGCAAAUGUUACAAAAAAAAAAUCUCUGGGUUAAGAAAAUUUGGCUUAAGUGUAUCCUUUGUUAUUUUAAAUAUAUCAAGAUAUUUUAAUUAAAAUUUUUACCCCAUUGAACCAAUUUUAUAGUAUUUGUACCUAUUUUGGUGUUUUGUCUUUAUAGCAAUAAAAGUUUUUGAACAAA